Messenger RNA from Pseudo-nitzschia multistriata, 2383 nucleotides. The record is from the annotation of a GenBank genome assembly. NCBI's taxonomy places the organism in Eukaryota, Bacillariophyta, Bacillariophyceae, Bacillariales, Bacillariaceae.
GAUGAUGCCCGCACACUUUCAMUUAUACAACCGGUGCUUCAUGUUGAAAUAAAAAUUUGGAACACCACAACGUCAAAUUUGGGACCCAUUGGCGUUGCUCAUCCAUAUAGGGUAGCGAUCCGUUCCACUCUYAGUGAAGGAUAAGAGGUAUUGCACGGUAGUGAUUCUGAUUGAGUAGAAGGAGCGGAGGAAUAGAAGCGAAAUCAUAUUUUCAUCCAUUUAUAUGGAAGAAGUGAAUAUUGAAGACCAUCGGAACAAUGGAUGCACAAACAGCCUAUCGCAACGAUACUCCUCUACUCUUGCUUCUCGAUGGGAUUCUAUCCCAAGACGAACAGCGCACCAAGAUUGCUCUUUCACAAAUCGAGAAAUUAGAUCCUUCCUUUCGAUAUCUUCAUCACUUUGUUYGCACAGUACAAAAUGCAAACGAAUACUCURGUCAUGCUUCCUCAGGUUCAAACUCGAAUGAAAAUGGAAACUGCCUUCUGUGCGACUCCCCCCUUCGCUCGGCGUCAGCGUUGGAGACCAUUGUUCGGCGUCUGCUAACAAUCCAACCACAUUUGGCACAGGUCUCUAGCAAAAGCGAUGGAUCACUUCCGCUACACUUUGCUGCCUCAAUUGGAAACAUUCGAAUCGCUGCACUCCUGCUUGACUGYUAUCGGGAGGCUGCCCUUACACACAACACCAAGGGAAAGAUUCCUCUCCACUACGCGGCCCGAGAAGGACGAACCGAGAUGGUCAACUUCCUCUUGCGAAUAGUCCCGUCCUGUGCUGCUGUCCUUACGAAAAAGAGCAAGCUUGCUCUGCAUUUUGCGGCGGGGGAGGGACACGUUGCCGUUGCCCGCAGCUUGCUGAGGGUAUAUCCGGCCGGAGCCAUCCUUCCCUCGAAAAAGGGAAAGAUUGCUAUACAUUUUGCGGCACGAUGGGGACACAUUGAGAUUGCCCGCGACCUCUAUCGAUUGUAUCCUGAAUCCAUUCAAACCCAGGAUUACGAUGGGUCCAACCCGCUUCAUGAUGCUACRAGGGAAGGCCAGCUGGAAAUGGCCAAGUUUUUGGUAGAGGUUUGCCCGGCCGUAAUGACAAAAUCCAACCUUCGGGGCGAAAUACCCCUCUUUUCGGCCAUUCGAAGCGGGAAUUUGCAACUGUGCGCGUUUCUGAUCCGGGUCUGGCCCGAAAGCGGAAAGCGGGUAUUGGAAACCAUUAGUGAUCCCGAUGAUGUUACCUCUUGGGAAUUACCGAUAUUGGAUCUUUGUUUGCGAGGAGCAGUUGCUAACUUUAACAAUUUAUCUCCACAGGAACGAAGCUACAUCGAAGAUAGUGGUUCCGGCAUUUUCAGUCGAGGCCACAACGAGAGCAACAAUAACAUUGACGGGGAAUCGGUUAACUACCAAAUUUUUGGACACGGGGUUCUUUCUAUAAUACAACACCAACAAAAUGGAGGCUUGAUAUACUGUAGCCAACGGCCGAAUCUUACCCAAGAAUUCCCAUUUCGGGAUAGCGGCGACCGUAUGAGUCGCAUAGCUAGCGAAACAUCAUUGGAGGUWGCUUCCAUUUCGGAUGCGAGCAAUUACAUUACUACUAUCCCCCCKCCACGACUCCCUACCGACCUGGACAUAAGUUUGCCAAGAUCGAAAUCCCCAGUGCUUAACACGGAAGCUUGCUUCAAGAAACGCUCCGCCUCGAACGGGAAAAAUGGCARCAAGAGACAGCGCUUGGGARGCAUAGAUGACGAUGAUGAAGGAGACGAUUGUGCAACGACAUUUGGCCUCCAGAACAAAACCUUUUAUCAGGUUCAUGCGGCCUUGGAAUGCUCAGCAACCACCAGCGUCCUCAAUUGUGUUCUGGAACGCUAUCCUGAACAACAAAAGCUCGCAGAUGACUACGGGCGACUUCCCCUGCAUAUAGCUAUUUCGCAUUGUCGAUCUGAAGGAUCUGUCGACCUUGUAUUGGAGAGGAUAUGGAAGCCCAAUCCCCAUGCGAGUUUUACUCGAGACAAAUUUGGCCGAUUACCCCUUCAUCUAGCAUUGAUGGCUCGUGCCGAUGCUCGGUUGGUGAGAGUCUUGCUAGAGGCCAACCCAUCCAGUGCGGUCGAAAAAUUUGGCCACAGGAUGCCCAUACAUAUGGCGGCAUCCAAUAAAUGCGAUCUGAGCACAAUAUUUAUGUUGGUACGGGGAGAUCCUGCCAUGGUUCAAAGUUGGAAAAGCUAAUCAAACUCCAUCGAGAAAUAUUCUCCUGUUACCAAGCAAAGUAUAAUUUUAUUCAUAUGAGAAAAAUUUCUCAUUGCUUCGGCAUCUAUUGAUAUUGCAACCUGAUUCGUUCUGUUCAAACAAGAAAUAGUAAUACUAUUAUUUGCAAGCAAUACAAUUAAUACAAGUAACUUAUGAUU